Molecule: messenger RNA, 4038 nt
Organism: Cimex lectularius (bed bug)
Lineage: Eukaryota; Metazoa; Arthropoda; Insecta; Hemiptera; Cimicidae
Product: protein APCDD1-like
Exons: 5
Coding region: 1-984 (327 amino acids)
Biological process (GO): negative regulation of Wnt signaling pathway
Cellular component (GO): plasma membrane
Molecular function (GO): Wnt-protein binding
Source: RefSeq, a predicted model, not a curated record
AUGGGGAACGAAGCUCUCGGGUAUGCCGAUCGCUCAAGGUUUCUCGGUAUGAUCUUCGACGAGAAGCUAAGAUGGCAACCACAUAUCGUGAACAUCGAAGUCCAGUGCAAGCGGGUCAUCAACCUCCUGAGAUAUCUCUCGAACUUUAAUGGACUCUAUACUUCAUUGUUCCCGGAAUUACCUGGGUACACCCCUCCUUCAGCCCCUGUUUACCGGUCGUCAGCCCCUAAAAAUCACUUGCUCAGUAGGCAGGAGGGCACUGGUUCGUCUCAGACGACGUCCAGCUGCGUCCCCUGCCAGCAGGUGCAGGAAUCUACGCUGCUCUACCCGCCCGUGCUCGAACUGCAGCCAGCUCUGCCUCUUCACCUUUCCGGCGAGUGGGUCUCGACGAGGUGCGAGAUCAAGCAAAACGGCCUUUUCCUCAGGCGUCGGUUCAGAGUUUCCGGUAAAUCUUGGCAUGCCGAGUACUGGUUUUUCUCCGAGCCGCGCUGCCAGAAGCCUACCCUUCUGGCGGCAGCUGAAGGCGUCUACAUGCUUGCGAAAGACGUCGUUUCAAAAGUGCACGGCGCUGUAGAUUUCGACUUCGCCGUCGAAAGGGCCUUCCUAACCAUUUUUGAAAAAGGCCUUGCCGAGAGUCUGCAGGACGACGGCAGCUGCGGACCACCCGGAGUAUGGCAGGUGGGAGUAGCUCGCGAUCUGACACCAUCCGGCGGGUGUACCGCCCUUGGGAUCAAACUUCCGACGACAGAGUACGAAUUGGUACGAAUCGAGUCGGAUUCUUCGGGAAACAUCCUCCUCUUCCUGGGCCAAUCCUCGGAAGAGAGGAAAUCCGAGACAAAAGAACGUCCGACGCAUUUCCAGCCGCCGCUCAUGCAGUGCGCAUCGCCAGAAUUCCCCCUGACCCACUUCCUCAACAGUUACAAUUACUCGCCUCAGCUGCGGGCCGACUUUUUCGCUAUUUUCCUCAUCCUCAGGAUGCUGUGAUCUUCUCCGACGGUUUAUUUCCGUUUUUGCUCCUCAUCCUACCCGACUCCAGGCGGAAAAUAUUGAAUAAAUUCCAAAUAAAAAUAAAUGGCCCGGACAAUGAUAAGGUACCGAGGAGAAUAAAGUAACGUCAGGAAAUAGCCGUCUGAACCUUUCUAUGGAUUUUUCAGAUUAUUUUCUCCUUUCAAACCACUAUUGCUGAAUGCGACUUUUCUCAAUUUUCACCACCCUGCAUUUUCCAACAAUUCAAAUUUCACAAUACCCCGGCACUUUAAUUUUAUCUAUCGAAUCAGACAAAAUAAAUAAAAUUUACGUCGCAAUAAAUAUACAUGAGCAUUGGUCGGUCACAAUUUCUAAAUGAAAGGUAAUAAAUAGCAUGCAACAUAAAUCCUCUUGGUGAAUACAUUUCCCAUUUCAACAAAUGCACAUCAUUAUAUAAAAAGCAGCCAAUACUAACAAAAAUUGAAUAACAGAGAAACAAUACAAACACACGACCAAUAGCAUUAAAAGGUUUUAUCAAAUGCUAACAAAAUUACAAACAGUCUUCUUUUUAAAAAAAAAUGUGUUUUGACUAAUUUCAAUCUACAAUUGUUUCGUAUAAAUUUGGUAAUGUUUUACCUUCAAGAGGUUUAAGUCCAGUCGCCCCUGAGACCAACAAACCACAGUGUCUUGGCUGAAUACGUCGGAAUAACACGCCUGGCAUCAGUAGAACCAACGACACCUCUUAUAAACAACGAAGCCUUGCAAUAUACUCAUCGCCAAAGUGCACGAUAUUCCUCGAAAUUAAACCUCGUUCAUGCUCACUGAUAAAUUUCAUUCACUCUCCAGAGAUCAAAUACUCACCUUAGAAUUGUACAUUCUUGCUGAUAACUUUUUUAAAUAAGCAGACGUCCACCACUCACCCAAAAGUUCUCCAUUGAAGCCAGUGAUUCUCUUUUACUCACCAGACGUUACCCACUCACCCAAGAGUUCUCCAUUCUUGCAGAUAGAUAACUUUCUUUUACUCACGAAACGUUACACACUCACCCAAGAGUUCUCCAUUCUUGCAGAUAACUUUCUUUUACUCACCAGACGUUAUACACUCACCCAAGAGUUUUCCAUUCUUGCAGAUAGAUAACUUUCUUCUACUCACCAGACGUUACACACUCACCCAAUAGUUCUCCAUUCUUGCAGAUAACUUUCUUUUACUCACCAGACGUUAUACACUCACCCAAGAGUUCUCCAUUCUUGCAGAUAACUUUCUUUUACUCACCAGGCGUUAUACACUCACCCAAGAGUUCUCCAUUCUUGCAGAUAACUUUCUUUUACUCACCAGACGUUAAUCGCUCACCCAAGAGUUCUCCAUUCUUGCACAUAAAUCUCUUUUACUCGCCAGACGUCGCCCACUCACCCAAACGUUUUCCAUUGAAGCCAGUGAUUUUCACACACUUAACUAAGAGUUCUCUAUUCUAGCUGAUAACUUACUUUUAUUCACCAGACGUCAUACGCUGAAUCAAGAGUUUUCCAUUCUCACUCAGCAGUCGUCAAACACUCGCGCAAAAGUUCUUCAUUUUCGCUGAUAACUUUCUUUUACUCAGUAGACAUUAGAAACUUAUCACACAGUUCUCUGUUCUCUCGGAUAAGUUUUUUUGCUCACUGGAAAACUACACUCAAGUAAGAGUUAUUUAUUUUUGCUGGUAACUUUAUUUCCCUCACCAGACGUCACUUACUGUCUCAGAAAUUUUCCAUUCUCACCGAUAACUUUUCUUAUCCUCACCAGAAGUCCAGACACUCACCCAAGAGUUUUCUAUUCUAGGUUAUAACUUACUUUUCUCUCCAGACGUGACAUGCUCUCUUAAAAAUGCUAUAUUCUCGCAUUAUUUUGGAUCGUUGUUUUAUUCUUGUAUAAAAUUCGUAAUUUGUUAAAAUUAUUAUUGCCUGUUACAAUACAGAGUUUGUAAUCUAAAUAAUCUUUUUAUAUGUAUUUGCUGGAAAAUACGAUUUAUAAGUUACAUUAUUUUCUAUUAUGUACACGGAAAAAUGUUUUUUUCUAUAUUCUUAGAUGUGAGUUAUUUGAGAAUGUUUUCGUCGGUGAAACCCCCUCAGAAACAACUGCUAUCGUGUAAAAUAAAUUUAUUACAUGAUUAACGACGGUUUUAAGUCCCGGCGUUGCUCUAAAAAUACAAGAAAACUUGGUGAAAAGGCAAAAUUACGAGUCGUGAACUACAGCAAGACGUGCAUAAUUAAUUGAAAAACUUUCCGCCCAUGUUAUUUAUGCUUUUCAGCGGCAGGAGACGAUUUUACUUAUCGUUUCCACGCGAACGGCGUACAUGCGUGUGAAAGAGUCGCCGCGAAGAAUUCAGUUUAUUAACUUUUUUAAAUAUUUAAUGAAAAAAUGCUUGCCAAGGACUUGGCGAAUAGUCGCCAGACAUGCACAUACGAGAUUCUUCCCAUUAAUGGACCUAUUUUUUCCGACAGAGUCUACAGAGGAAAAUGUAGAAUUGAAAGUAUACUUUAUUCCUUUUUGUGAAAGGAAGAGUAAUAAGGUGUAAAAGGAGAAGGAGGUCUGAUACCGUGGAAAUCUGUCCGAACUUUUUCCCUUUUGGCCGGGAAGGAUGAAUUCCUCCUGAGGUCUGACGUUCGCUCUUAUUUCGAAAAGAGAGGCCAUCUAAUUGGAUUAAAUUCAACCCCCUCGUGGGCUGAUCCCCAACAGUUCUCCCGGACGGUGAUCCCCCUUUUAUCGAUAGGAUUGUCAGGGUACUCGUUCAUUUGACGAAGUGUUGAUUUUGUAAAUAAAUAUCCUCGGGAAAACUUCCUCCACUUUCCUCAACCGGCCGUGUAAAUAUUAGAAAUUUUAUUGCCGAGUUUAUAUAAUAUUCAUAUCGUUUCGUUUUUAUAAGGUUCACAAAUCUGAAUUUCAAAUUCUUGUCGAGUUCAACCGGUCGAGAUAAACUGGCGAACCCAAUUUUCCGACUGUUUUGUAAAAAUCUGUUCUUGUCUUGAAAUAGAAAAUUUUUUAUCAUACGAAAUGCAUAAAAUAUGUGCUAAUUAAAACAUAACUCUGAAAUAUAUUUA